Trametes versicolor FP-101664 SS1 is the source of this 1263-nucleotide messenger RNA. RefSeq lists its product as uncharacterized. Lineage: Eukaryota; Fungi; Basidiomycota; Agaricomycetes; Polyporales; Polyporaceae. The transcript is spliced from 2 exons. Gene Ontology annotation, cellular component: nucleus. The record is from RefSeq and is a predicted model, not a curated record. Bases 1 to 1263 code for a protein of 420 amino acids. Gene Ontology annotation, biological process: regulation of transcription by RNA polymerase II; neuron differentiation. Gene Ontology annotation, molecular function: RNA polymerase II transcription regulatory region sequence-specific DNA binding; DNA-binding transcription factor activity, RNA polymerase II-specific.
AUGCUCUCUGCCACCUCCAAGAUGCUCGCGCGCACGUCCUCGGCGUCGAGCGUGUGCUCCGACGACUCCGUCGCCAGCACGGACACCACUAUCAGCCUCGGCCCUGCGGACGCCAUCGUCGAGGGCCCCAAACGCACGCGCAAGCGUUUCACUACGCUUCAGCUCAUAAUGCUCGAGCACCUCUACCACAAGGCGUCGCACCCCACGCGCGAACAACGCGAGCAGCUCGCCAAGGACGCCGAGAUCGACGUCCGCUCUGUGACCGUCUGGUUCCAGAACAAACGCCAGACCGACCGACGCAUACAUCGCCAACUCUCCGAACCUGUCUCUCUCCCGCUCCACCUCCAACCCUGCAGCUCGCCCGCUCCAUCCUCUGCGCUAACCCCGUCAUCCCCCUUCUCGGACGCAUCUGGAAAGACUAUCCAUACUGCACGAGCGCGCACGCGUACAUUGUCAGGCAACUCCGCCGUGUCCACCGCGUCCUUACCCGCCAUGGGCCUCAAACGCGCGCGUGAACACGACCACGACCGGCGGAGUGUACGCCACAAGCCUUCGCGCCUCCUUUCGCUGGACGCGAUCGCCGCACGCACCGAGCGCCCCGUGCUCCUCCCACGCACCCCGCCCCAGUGCCUCUCGUCCUCGCCCGCUCCGGCGUCUGCACGUCCGCACACGCCGGAGCCGCUGUCCGAGGACGAGCCGGGCGGGCGGGCGCUCUGGGAGAACAUGCAGUCGUCCCCGGCCGCGCCCGAGCCGGCGAAGCGCACGGAGAAGGACCUGGUGCGGUACGGGCGGCGGAAGUACACGCUCGAGUACGCGUGCGCGAAGGAGAUGGUGGGCGGCAAGAAGGGCGCGGCGGGGAGGCAGAAGGAGAAGAAGGGUGGGCGUUCUAGCGCGAAGCCUAGAACGCAGAAGGGCGGCCCGCUUCUGGGUGCGGGUACGGAUACGGGUCUCGACGUGCGCGGGGAGGGCCCGCGGGAGAGGGAGGACGACCAGGAGGUGCCGGUGCUGGAGUGGGAUGCGGACAUGCAUGGGGACACCGAUACCGAGGGCGUGCCGUCGGAGGCCGUCACGCCGUCAAGCAGCUUUGGCAUCGGUGGGCUGUCCGUCGCGGACGAUUGCGAGAAGGAGAACGUUGUGGCAGAAACAGAGCGUGCAGCCGAAGACGCGCUCAAGAGGAAGAUGGAGACGCAGGCCUCGACGCGGUCGGACGCCGACUUGAUGGACGUCGCAUACGUCCUUUGUGGGCUCAGCCAGCGUUGCUGA